Closterium sp. Yama58-4 is the source of this 1218-nucleotide messenger RNA. The record is from the annotation of a GenBank genome assembly. NCBI's taxonomy places the organism in Eukaryota, Viridiplantae, Streptophyta, Zygnematophyceae, Desmidiales, Closteriaceae.
AUGCUAUCCGGUGCUGAGUCAGCAGCGCUUCUGUCCGUGCUGGCAGAAGACAAGUCCUUCAAAUCUAACGCCGAUGCCUUUUCCCGCGCGUUUUCUCCCGCACGCCGCUUCACCGCCUGCUGCGCCCUCUCCAUGCUCCUGGAGGAUGGGAUAGCGUUGAAGGGAACUCAGCGCCUCAUCUCACUGUUCCUGCUGCAUCACUCUUUUCACAACGAGCCGCCGAAGGACCAUCCCUUCGCUCCGCUGCUGCUGCAUGUGGCGUCAGAGGCAUCCCUGCCUGCCAUAGAGCGCUGCUUCGCGCUCAACCUGCUCUCACACUCAAUGGCAGAUGUUCCCAGCAAGUCAGCGCGGGACUAUGUGCACCACUUUAAACCCCCCAACCAGCUCCCUUCACGUGAGGCCAUCUACAAGGCACACCCCGACAUCGUCCCCUCUCCCUCCUCACGCUCCGCCACAUCCUCUGCUUUCAACGCCUCUCCCGCCUUCACUUCUUCAUCAGCUUCUCUAUUCGCUCCCAUUGGCCCCGGCGGUAGCAAUGCGUUCAGAGCAGCAGCAGUGCCGCGUGUUCUUAAGUGCUCCAAGCGCACUGUUGCUGAGUGCAUGCAAGCACAGGCAGCACAGCAAGCAGGGAUGCCUGCAGCGUUGGCAUCUCGGGGGUCAAAACAGUUUGAGGAGGAUAAAAGAGGCAUGACCCCUGGACAUGAGACAGCAGCAUCGGCAGCAUCGGCAGCAUUGGCAGCAUCGGCAGUAUCUGAGCUCCUCUCUCUUCUCUCCGCCAAUCCGUCUCUCAUCACCGCAUGUGGCCUGCACCCCUUGACCCUGCCACCUCUAGUGGAACACAACCCAGACAUUGCUGCAUGUGCGCUCACUCUGCUGCUGGCAUCGCAACCUGCAUUCGAGUACCUGGAGGUGCUGUCUCAGCUGCCCCUCACCCUGCACUCACUCGAGGUGGUGAGCCGAGUGGCAAAGGCUGUUGACUUACCACCCGAUUUCAUCCACUCAUACGCCAGUCACUGCAUGCGGUGCUGUGAGGAGACCAAGGAUAAGAGCAUGCAGAAUCGCCUGGUGCGAAUCGUCUGCAUCUUCUUACUGAGUCUCAUCCGAGAUAACAUCAUCAACGUGGAGGCGCUGUUCAUAGAGAUGCAGGCAUUCUGUAUCGAGUAUUCGCGGGUCAGGGAAGCAGCAGCCCUCUUCCGCAUGCUCAAAUCCCUCGAGUGA